GCCGGGGACGGCCGGGGAGGCGGCGCCGGCCGGCGGGGCGGGGGCCCCGAAGUGGGUUUCGGGCCGCCACCAGCGCUGGCACCCGGCGCAGAGGGCGGCGCGCGGCAGACUCCGCGCCUGGGCACCGCACGGGGCCGCCUCUGGCUCUGCCGCUCUGCCCCGGCCCGGAAAACCCGGCGCCUUCCAGGCCCUUCGAAAGAUGGAUUCUGUUGACGUAUCUGGCGGCCCUGGAGAGCCGGGUGGAAAGUUGGGUUUUGCCAGAUCGCGUUGGGCUCGCCUUUGUGACGCUCGGCCAGCCCCGCAACCUCCUGGAGCCGGGUGGAGUGGCGUCAGAGGCGAGUGAUGGACAAUCUGCAGUCACAGAACCUCUCCAUGGACAUGGCCGACUCCUCUCCUGCCUUGACCAAUAACAGACUGGAGAACGGCAUGGCCCAGCUGAUCACCACCGAGGCCUGGAACAUCAACUCCACAGACCUGGUAAAGAAGGCCCUGGUGACGGUGCCGGCUCCAUCCAUUCUGAACCCCCCAGCCGAGUCCCAGAGUGGCAUGGCUCUAAAGGUGGCGGCCACUGUGCUGCAGCCCCUGUGCCUUGGGGAGACCCCAGUGGUGAUGCCCAUUCACAUGCAGGUGGAGGGAAGUUCCACGCCCGAGCUCAACCCUAACGGCAAUGCCACCUAUGUUAUGACCACACAGGGCCCCAUGCAGCUGCCCGUGGUGCUGGAGCAGCAUGUCUUUCAGCACCUCAACUCCCCUCUGGUCCUGCCGCAGGAGACCCCAUGCUCUUCCAGUGCCAUCCACAACAACCUCUUCCAGGCAGCCGAGGACCCCGAAGCCCAGCCCCAGCUCCUGGACUUGCGCAUCCCCAGCCAGCCUCAGGAGCCCACGUUGCCAUUUGAAGCUGUGCUCCAGAAUUUGUUUCCCUCACAGGGUUCUCUGGGCCCCCCACCCUGUCAGCCUCCUCCUGGAUAUGCCCCGGUGCCCCCCCAGCCCUUUAAUCCCCCCUUGUCUCCCCUGGUCCCACCAGCCACCCUUUUGGUGCCCUACCCUGUGAUCGUCCCCUUACCGGUGCCCAUCCCUAUUCCCAUCCCCAUCCCAGUGCCUCAGAGUUCUGAGUCCAAGUUCAGCCCCAGUUUCUCCAAGCCGCCAUCUUCCUUCGGCCUGCACCCCUUUAAAGGCACCCAGACUUCUGUGGAGAACGAGGAAUUGAAGCCCUUCAACAUCCUCCAGCCCAAGGAGUAUUUUCAGCUCGGCCGCCACACGGUCAUCAAGAUGGGGAGUGAAAACGAGGCCCUGGAUCUCUCCAUGAAGUCAGUGCCCUGGCUCAAGGCUGGCAAAGUCACUCCCCAGAUCUGCCAGGAGGAUGCAGCCCUAGACCUGUCGCUGGCAGCCCACCGGAAAUCUGAGCCUCCUCCUGCCACUCUGUAUAACAGCAGCAGGUCAGUGGACAGCCCAUGUCACAUGGUGAUGGAGAAGCGGCCCAGAGGCAUGGAAAUGCCCUUUGUCCCUGCCACGACCUAUGAGGCUUCGGCCAUGAUGAAUAGCCGCAUACGCAGCAAUGACGCUGCCCAGCUGCUCAGCCAGCCCAGCCAGCCCAGCAGCGAGGUCAAGGCUGAAAAUAACAUUGAGAUGGUGAGCGAGUCCCAGGCGUCCAAGGUGAUUGUCUCAGUGGAAGAUGCCAUGCCUACCAUCUUCUGUGGCAAGAUCAAAGGUCUCUCGGGUGUGUCCACCAAAAACUUCUCCUUCAAAAGAGAAGACUCCGUGUUUCAGGGCUAUGACAUCAAUGGUCAAGGAGAAGAGUCCAUGGGAAACACAGAGGCCCUUAGGAAAUCUGUGAAAAACCGGAGCAUAAAGUUCAAGAAAGUGAACUCCCAGGAAAUACACAUGCUCCCGAUCAAAAAACAACGGCUGGCCACCUUUUUUUCAAGAAAGUGAAUAAUGGCUUUUAAAAGUUUUUACGAUUAUAAUAUGAGGAAAGGUGCAUUGGUUUUAUAAAAAGGCAUUUUAAAACAAAUUAUCUUUGUUAAUUAUUUUGGGGAGUAGUUGGGAAGCAGGAAGAUGAAUUGGUUCUAGAGGCCUGUAAGCUAGUAUCAUUUUCUUUUUUAAUUUUUGACUUUUCACAAAUGAGUAAAUAAGAGCAACCUAUUUUUCAAGCAGAUUGCACAUUUUUUGCAGCUUUAAUGGAAUAUUGGGUGAAUCAGAGGGGUAAAAAAGCUAUUUUCAUUGCCACAAAGUGCUUUGAUGAUGUAAUACCUAAUAAAGGGUAGGAUGAAUAUUUCACAAUAAAUGUUUGUUUGCACUAAUUGGUUGCAGCAUUCUAUCAUUUUUAAAUUUUGCAUUCCUUAACUGGCAUGGUUUGGCCCAAACUGUUGCUUGCAAAGCCCUACAAGUUCUGGCAAAAAAGAAUUCCAUUGGCCUCAGCCCCCACAAAAGGACGAUUAGGAAUAUGUAUGACCUUGAGCAAGUCGCUCGCCCUUCUAGGCCUCAGUUUCUUCAUUUGUAAAAGUGUGGCAAAGGCGUUGGGGGUGGGGAGGUGUUUUAAGUCCCUGUUCACAGAGACACUGGUGUGUAGAAUUCUGUGUCUAAACAUUUCUGUAGACAAAAAAAAAAAAAAAAAGCCCCUGAAAGGGAGAUUUACCUGCUUCCUCCAUACCCCACUCCCAGAAUUUAGCUGGAAAGGACCUUUUUCAAGGGUAAUAAGAGCAUUGUUCUGAAUGACUGAAAGUCUUGCAAGUCAAAAGUAUUACCGAAGGCCACUCAGAAUGAGAGGAAAGUUUGUUGUCAGUGGAUGAGGAGAUGUCUCUUAAAUGUUCCCUGGCCCUGGGUAGAUAUUGGGGAAUGGGGUUCAGAAGGCAAGAGAACAUCAUUUCUUGUGAGUUUACCCCAGUGAUUCUCACCAAGGGGUGACCAUGACCCCCCAGGGAACAUCUGGCAAUACCUGGAGACAUUUUGAUUGUCACAGCUGGGGCAGAGGGUGCUACUGGCAUCGGGUGGGUAGAGACCCGGGAUGUUGCUAAACAUCCCACAAUGCACACGAGAGCACCCACCACAGAGAGUGACCCUGACCCAAAUGUCACUAACGCCGAGGCUGAGAACCCCUGGUUUAGCCAUUUCUUGAUGGUCGGAAGGGAUGCAUCUAAAGCCACCCACACAAAAGAGGAAUGGUGAGUGUACAUUUCAAACAGACCUGCUAGGUGGCACAUCACGCUGGUGUCUGAAACUGUGCUGGCAAGAGACUGAUUAUGGCAUGCCUGCUUUUAAACUUAAAGCUCUUUCUUUCACUUCUUGCAAUUAGUAUGUAUCCAGCUGUUGCUGUGAACACGAACAGGAGGAAAA
This is a messenger RNA of Rhinolophus ferrumequinum (greater horseshoe bat), 3333 nucleotides long. RefSeq names its product retinoic acid induced 2 (gene RAI2). The record is from RefSeq and is a predicted model, not a curated record. Lineage: Eukaryota; Metazoa; Chordata; Mammalia; Chiroptera; Rhinolophidae. Gene Ontology annotation, cellular component: nucleus. Gene Ontology annotation, biological process: animal organ development. The transcript is spliced from 2 exons. The coding region runs from base 343 to 1932 and encodes 529 amino acids.